UCCACUCGCGGCGGGCAGGCGGCGAGCUGAGGCGACGGUUGGGACGUUCCACCGCAGGAACUCAGGGGGCGCGGCUUCCGGGCGCCGACUUCGAAAGAGGCCUGCGCCGCCGGCUCGGCCAUGACCCAGUCGGUGGUGGUGCAGGUGGGACAGUGCGGGAACCAGGUGGGAUGCCGUUUCUGGGACCUGGCGCUGCGGGAACACGCCGCUGUCAACAAGAAAGGAAUUUAUGAUGAAGCCUUAAGCAGUUUCUUUAGGAACGUAGAUACAAGAAGUGGUGAUAAUGGUCCUGAUAUUUACAAAGGAAAAAUCUGCUCUUUAAAAGCACGAGCACUGUUGAUUGACAUGGAGGAGGGUGUGGUAAAUGAAAUUCUACAGGGACCAUUGAGGGAUGUGUUUGAUAGCAAGCAGCUUAUCACAGAUGUUUCUGGUUCAGGAAACAACUGGGCUGUAGGUCAUAAGAUAUAUGGCUGUCAGUACCGGGAAAACAUAGUGGAAAAGCUGAGAAAAACUGCUGAACAUUGUGACUGUCUACAGUGUUUCUUUAUAAUUCAUUCCAUGGGAGGUGGGACAGGAUCUGGUCUUGGAACUUUUGUACUAAAUUUGCUUGAGGAGGAGUUCCCAGAAGUAUAUAGAUUUGUUACUUCAGUUUAUCCCUCUGGUGAAGAUGAUGUUAUUACUUCUCCAUAUAACAGUGUUCUGGCUAUGAAGGAGCUUAAUGAACAUGCAGACUGUGUGCUACCAAUAGAGAAUGAAUCUCUGUUUGAGAUAGUUAAUAAAAUUCAUCAGAUGAUCAAUUCUGGGAAGUUAGGAUCAACUGUGAAGCAAAACAGCUUGGUAACAUCAAGUGCAGGCAGUGCAAAAACACUACAAGAGAAGCCAUUUGAUGCAAUGAAUAAUAUCGUAGCCAACUUGCUGCUGAACCUGACAAGCUCUGCUAGAUUUGAGGGUUCCCUAAAUAUGGAUCUUAAUGAAAUCAGCAUGAAUUUGGUUCCAUUUCCUCGACUUCAUUAUUUGGUUUCAAGCUUGACUCCUCUGUAUACACUGGCAGAUGUUAAUGUUCCUUCUAGAAGGUUGGAUCAGAUGUUCUCAGAUGCGUUUAGCAGAGAUCAUCAGCUAAUUCAAGCAGAUCCAAAGCACAGCCUCUACCUGGCCUGUGCACUUCUUGUUCGAGGAAAUGUGCAGGUUUCAGACCUUCGCAGAAAUAUUGAAAGGUUGAAGCCUUCUCUGCACUUUGUCUCCUGGAACCAAGAGGGCUGGAAAACUGGUUUGUGUUCAGUACCUCCUGUGGGCCAUUCCCAUUCCCUUCUGGCUUUAGCAAACAACACCUGUGUAAAACCAACUUUCAUUGAACUCAAAGACAGAUUUAUGAAGCUCUACAAGAAAAAGGCUCACCUUCACCAUUAUCUGCAAAUAGAUGGGAUGGAGCAAAGCUGUUUUUCAGAAGCUGUAUCCUCUUUGUCUGACCUAAUAGAAGAGUACAAUGAAUUGGAUGCUACAAAAGGUGGGCCUAGAAUAGAUCCUUCAAGACUGAAGAUAGCUGUUUAAAGAAGGAAGAACUGAUUUUAAAAACAACAACAACAAAAAAGAAAAAAAAAAAAAAAAAAAAAAAAAAAAAAAAAAAAAAAAAAAAACCAACACUUUCCCUAAACAUCCAGCCACUUCAGUUAACCAGAAUGACUUGCAGCAUGCCUGGUUAUUGUAAUUCCAAAGUGGGACUAGCACAACAGCUUCCUUACCUCAAGAGUUGUCAUUAAGUGGUGAGCCAUGCCUGUAAGAAAGAUCUGGAGGCACCUAAUUGUGGCUGGUAUCAGUAAGGACAGUAAUCCUAUCUGUGGAGUAAAUUGCCACACCAUAUGCUGUGAAGAAAAGGAGGAGAGGUUGUCUGUAGCAGCCAAAAAUGUAAUUCUUUUGUCAGACUUUCAAUUUACAGUAAACUAAAGGUUGGCCUUGCUUCAAAGAAGGAUCACCGUUGCUAGAUUUAGUUUUUAACAAGCGACUAUGAAGAGAAGAAAAUCCCAUGUAGUCUUUUCAAAGAUGAAAGCAAGUCUAAUGAAACUGCUUUCUUACACUUUGCAGUAGACAUUUCAGAAUGCUCCAAGCUAUGUUCCUCAUUUUUAUAUUUCUGCUCCUAUGUUGUACUUAACUAUUUUAGAGUAUUCUCAGUUAAUACCAAAAUUGGCAAUAACAGAAAAUUUUUUUUAAUAUUUUUGUUUCAAGUGUUAUGCUUGGAAUAUUAAUGAAUAUUUUAAGGAUUCAUAUUCAUGAAUGCUGAGUUGCACUUGAUAAUGAGAUAAUACAGAAUACCUCUGAGCGAAACCUGCACUUAUGAUGAAGUUAUAAUGACCAUUUGGAGAAAAACACUUAUAGCCUCAAAAGAAUGCAAGUAAAAUAGAUGUUUUAAUAUUUAUAAUUAUCAGGGUAAGCAGCUUUUUAUAUUACAGUAAGAACUUUUACGAAAUAGAAUCUACAGCUAUUUCCAGUUGCUUGCCAGUGAACUGUUACAGAUCAGAAUGGAUUGAUACCAUGAUUUCUUGAAAUUUGAAGUCCUUCUAGCACAGCUGGAGUGGAUGUGUAAGUAAGCACAAUUUUGAAUGUAUAAACCCAGAAGUAUUCAAUAAAGUAUUGUGAUAACA
Vidua macroura (Pin-tailed whydah) is the source of this 2636-nucleotide messenger RNA. It is a transcript of the gene TUBE1, whose product is annotated as tubulin epsilon 1. NCBI's taxonomy places the organism in Eukaryota, Metazoa, Chordata, Aves, Passeriformes, Viduidae. Bases 121 to 1548 code for a protein of 475 amino acids. The record is from RefSeq and is a predicted model, not a curated record. Gene Ontology annotation, biological process: mitotic cell cycle; microtubule cytoskeleton organization. The transcript has 12 exons. Gene Ontology annotation, cellular component: microtubule; cytoplasm. Gene Ontology annotation, molecular function: GTP binding; structural constituent of cytoskeleton.